AUGUCUGCUGCAUUUGCCGCCAUGAAGUCUUACGGAAAGCGAAGCGGCCGCGUCGCCUGGGCCCGCAAGCGCUCGCUGUGCUUGCUGUGGCUUGGAUUCCUGUACGUCAGCUGGUUUUACUUCCGCGAACUGCAAAGUACGUACAGGGAUGCCUUGUCGGAUAUUCACACGACGGUCGACAAGGGCGUCAUCGGCUGUCAUUCCGCCAACGUCUCUGUGGCGGUGACGUCGACCUUCAUGAACACCUUUAUUAAAGCGGCUGUCAUUCCCAUGAUUCAAAAUGAGAGCAACACCGUUAUUGUCCCCACGCAAGAGGUGAACCACGUCUGGGUGGACGAUAUGGUGUUGCAGCAUUUCAAGCUGCGUUCUCUCACCGUCAGCACCGGCGUGCCAGACGCGCAGAGCAUGAUGAUACGCGCCACGGGACUCGGUCUCCAGGUGAACAAGUCGCGCUUUAUCUUCCAGUACAUGGGCGUGAGGUGCAGUGGCACCUUCUGGGCGUCACUGAAGGAAAUCACUGUCGAUGCGGUGAUGCGUCUCACGCUUCUACCAGAGGAACGGUGGAACGUGACCUUUCCGCAUCUGGCGCUUGACUGGGGUCAGGUGGACGUCCACCACAACUUGGACAGCGAAGCAUGCCGUUUAGCGCAAAGGGUGGUGGAGCUGUUCAUUGGUGAGCUCGACAUCUUCGUGGUCUCAAAAGUAAAGCGAAUGUUGGAUGAAAAGAUGCCGCUGAAGGCAGCUGAUGGACUCAACGAUGCCUUUGCGAGGUUUGGCAUCCGCGCCAUCACGCCGCCCGUGAUGACAGCCAACGCGAUGGCCGUAACACUGGACUUGAACCCGCUCGAUUGGGGCUGCGCUUCGACGCCUACCGCGUCAAGCGUGCCUGAACUUGUGUCUCGCGACUUUGCCGUACGCACCACCGCGACGAGCGUGAACAACGUUCUCUACAAUGCGGUACAGGCGCAGCGUCUGCAGGUGGAGAAGCACCUAUCAGCAAUGUGGAACACCUCGCUGUUAGCGGAUCUUUUCCCUGAGCUUUACCGGGCGUGCCCGGGAUGCAGAUUGUACACGCUCGCGCAGGCAACAAGGGAACCUGUAAUCAAUGUGCUGCACGACGGGGAAGUGUCAGUGGAUGUCCAGGACCUUCUUGUCGGGGUGUAUGUGCAGCCAAACUCCACCGAGCAUUCCUCGGCCUUAUCUUCUCUCAUUACAGAAAAGCAGCUCAGGCCGAGGGCAGGCUUCUCCGCCGGCUACCGAUUCCUUCGAAGGAGAAAGAGGAUCUCUUCCCAGUACCACCGUAAAGCAUUUCCAGUGUUGGCGAUCGGGUGCUCCGCCGCGUCCGGUGUCCGCAACAUCAGCGCCAGCACAGGUCACUCGAUCAGCUACGAGCUACUUCCGGUGCGCGACGUUGCUGUGAAGGUGAUGGCGUCUAACAUCGGUGACGUCAGCACGAAAGACCUGGAGAAACUCAUCACCAAAGUGUGGAACGACUUCGCCGCACCGCUGGUUAACAGUGCGUCCCCGCUGAAGCUGCCGUUCUUUGUCCAGGAGGCACUGUUGAAGGUCGGAUCCGACGUCAUCGAGGGCGGCGUGAAUUUUAGCCUCCAUGAAGAGUUUCUGCGGGCCGUCUUCUCGACCCUGUAG
Leishmania major strain Friedlin is the source of this 1647-nucleotide messenger RNA. RefSeq names its product putative expression site-associated protein 5 (ESAG5). The coding region runs from base 1 to 1647 and encodes 548 amino acids. Gene Ontology annotation, molecular function: lipid binding. The transcript has a single exon. Lineage: Eukaryota; Euglenozoa; Kinetoplastea; Trypanosomatida; Trypanosomatidae. The record is from RefSeq and is a predicted model, not a curated record.